AUGGACAGCUUCAUACCCCUCACGAUGUCCGUCAGCAAGGGUUCUACAGCCGACACUUGCUGCUGCAACAAAGCAACUGCCGCCAAUGACAUCCGAACCACUGGUCACAUCGCCCAGGCUGGCGUCGGCGGUACCUUUCACAGCAGCCACCGGGCCACGCAGACGACUAGAAAUGGCAACAGCAACCAUAGCGCCACCCAGACCAGCAGCCACAUGUCGGACCUGGUGUCCCGCUUCCACCCACGCAGCCCGACCGCCCUCGAACCUGCUGCCAACAACAAUGAUGUCAACACCACGGUCAUGCCGGGUCUUUGGACUAAACCAGUCACGAUUGAGAGCCUGGCAGUGCAGCUCGAGGUGGAGAAGAGCAAGCGCCGUGAGGCAGAGCAGAUGGCCCGGGAGCUGCGGGCGGAGCUGAUCAAGAGCAAGAUGGAGGCCAGUGAGGCGAAGGAGGAGUUGUAG
Messenger RNA from Diplodia corticola, 462 nucleotides. RefSeq lists its product as uncharacterized. The transcript has a single exon. The coding region runs from base 1 to 462 and encodes 153 amino acids. The record is from RefSeq and is a predicted model, not a curated record. NCBI's taxonomy places the organism in Eukaryota, Fungi, Ascomycota, Dothideomycetes, Botryosphaeriales, Botryosphaeriaceae.